GGCGGCGCCGCCAUUUCCUGCCGGCGGGGCAGGGCGGGCAGCUGAUGGCUUCGCCGGACGUGCUCAGCCAGACCACCCGGCUGGCCUCUUCCAGCGCCUUGCUGCAGGUGCUGUUCCGGGUGAUCACCUUCGCGCUGAACGCGUUCACCCUGCGCUACCUCUCCAGAGAGCUCAUCGGCGUGGUCAACGUGAGGCUAACUCUACUGUAUUCAACAGUUGUUUUCCUAGCCAGGGAGGCAUUUCGCAGAGCCUGUUUGAGUGGAAGUGCAAAGCGAAACUGGACCAAAACAAUUAAUCUGUUGUGGCUGACAGUCCCUCUUGGUGUUUUUUGGUCUAUUUUCUUGGGCUUAGUCUGGCUACAUUUGCUUGAAGUACCUGAUCCUUCUGUGGUUCCUCAUUAUCGGGCUGGUGUAGUGGCAUUUGGUCUUUCUGCAAUUAUUGAACUUCUGGGAGAACCAUUCUGGGUUUUAGCACAAGCUCACUUGUUUGUGAGACUUAAGGUAAUUGCUGAAAGCCUUUCAGUGGUGUCAAAAUGCAUUUUGACGGUUAUUUUAGUGGUCCUUUAUCCUCAAUGGGGCCUUUACAUUUUUUCAUUGGCUCAGCUUGUUUAUGCCGGUGUUCUGGUAAUGUGCUAUAUAAUUUAUUUUGUGAUGUUUUUGGGAUCUCCUGAAGCAACAAAGAAGUCAUUUCCAGUUGCUAGAAUGAAAGCUCUAUUACCUAACUUGAUGGAAGAUGAGACCUUUGUUAACUGGAAGGAAGCACGAUUAACUUGGAGUUUCUUCAAACAGUCCUUCCUGAAACAAAUUUUGACAGAGGGUGAGCGAUAUGUGAUGACUUUUUUGAAUGUGUUAAAUUUUGGAGAUCAGGGUGUAUAUGAUAUCGUGAAUAAUCUUGGUUCACUGGUGGCUAGGUUUAUCUUUUUGCCUAUUGAGGAGAGUUUUUAUGUCUUUUUUGCUAACGUGUUGGAAAGAGGAAAGAAUGUAAAGGAUCAGAAGCAGGAUGAUGUUGCUAUGGCUGCAAAUGUAUUAGAAUUGCUGUUGAAACUUGUGCUGCUGAUUGGCCUUACCAUCACAGUUUUUGGCUUUGCCUAUUCUCAACUGGCUCUGGAUAUAUAUGGAGGCUCAAUGCUCAGUUCUGGAACAGGUCCAGAUCUCCUCCGAUGUUACUCUUUAUAUGUCCUAUUUCUUGCUAUCAACGGAGUAACAGAAUGUUUUACGUUUGCUUUGAUGUGCAAAGAAGAGGUAGACAGGUACAAUUUUGUUAUGCUGGCCUUGUCUUUCACAUUUCUGUGCAUCUCUUACUUCUUGACCCACUGGCAUGGCAGUAUAGGCUUUAUCCUUGCCAACUGCUUUAACAUGGGUAUUCGAAUAGCGCACAGCAUCCACUACAUCUAUGAUUACUUCAAAGGAAGCACUUACAGACCUUUGACAGGCUUGCUUCCCUCACCGUUCUUGGUACUCGUUUAUAUCAUAAGUGGAGUAAUCACUGGUUUCUCAGAGGUAUUCUUCUGCUGUGAUAAGGGUUGGAUGGCAAGGCUGAUUCACAUCAGCAUGGGCGCUCUGUGCUUUGCAGCAACCACCGUUACCAUGUUCUGCACAGAGACCAAGCUGAUCCACUUUGUCAGAAGCCAGUUCCUCUCCCGGUAUAUGAAGAAAGGAACGUGAAAUGCUCAUGUACAGAACAGUUCUUGUGCAUGCUUGCAGUAAAGGGCUGUAUUUUUUACAUAAGCUCUGUAUGGAAAAAGGUUUCUGUGUGGGUUUAUUGGAAGCAUUGAUAUUGGAGUGGCAAUGUAAAAGAUUGCCAACUGAAUAUUAUUUUGUCUUCUAAGCUGGUCAGUACAGUGAAAGAGAGCUGAGUAAUUUUAUCUUCAUGCAUCAUUCUUUUCUAAGCUUUUCUUCAAACAGCCUCUUUGGUUAUGAAUGAGAAUCUAAGAUACACCCUUCUGACAUAACCUAGUUGACAGACUUCAUGGAGAGAGAAGAAUCCAUUCUUACCGAUGGGGACUACGGGUAUGAAGGCAUCAUAUGGCUUACAUCUUAAGUUGUAAUUAAGAAUGCCCUUAUUUGGCAUGGUAUGCUGCUGAACUGGUUAGAAAAUAAAUGGUCUGACAAAAAAACCUGCAAACACAACCAAAAAACCCCCCCACAAAACAAAAGCUGAAAAAACACUAAGGCAAGGACCAAUAGCAAUAUAACUGUUACUGAGCUAGAACCUGAUGUAACGUGGAAAGAUUGAGUUGUCAGAGUUUUGAAGUGUAAAGCAGUGAAUGGGAAGUUCUGAUGUUUACAAGUAAGAUAAUGGCAUACACAGCAUGUGUCCAUACUAGCUAUGUAAGAUCAUUUAAUUCAGCAUAUCAUUCAUUUGUGAGGGUAUUGAUUAACUUGUCAAAAAUACUCUGAAGCCUUAGCUAAAAGAAAAAAGGGGUUUUGAGCGGUGUUUUACAGGAGAUGUUAAGUAAAAUCGUAUUGAUGCUGAAGUUCCAGAAGGUUAAUUAUAAAACUUCUUACUUUUACUCCAGUGUUUUUUUUUUUUAUCUGAGAUGUUAGAUGCCAGCACGAACAAAUUUGUCUCAAUAAAAAUUUUGUCCUCUCUGAAAUCUAAUGUUAAAUAUAAUAAGAUUUCUUUUAAGGGUUUAUGCACAUAGAAACUUUUGCUGUUGGCUAGGAGGUACCUUCUUGUUGCAACUAGUUUUCCUUAUGUCUUGUUCCUUUACUUGUUCAAAUACUUUGUAUUGAUAUUUUUUUUUUUUUUUUUUUCCCCUGAAUUGUUGAAAAUUUGGACAUUCAGAAGUUGUAAAGUAAGAUGUUAGGCUGCUGGUUUAGGCUUACUAAUGGUGUAUUUUAUUGCUGGUCUAUGAUCUAAAUUUGGCAGUUUCAGAAUGUACAAGUGGCAGGUUUAUUGUGAUCAGUGUUCUCUUUGCAGUGUUUGGAUGGGCCAAAAAAUGUCAAGUGACAAAAAAUGUGUGCUCAGACAUGUACUGUCAAAAGCUUUUAGUUUAAUCAUGUAGCAAUUCCUCAGAUCCUCAGACUGCUUUAAAAAUUACUUCACUGUAAGGACAUUGUGGAGUUCAUCCUGGUGACCAUAGCUCACAGCAUGAAAUGCUUUGUGGUAUCAGUGUCUUCAGUUCAGUUCUGUCAGACACAUUUUCUAAACUCUGGUAGUUUUCACUUGGAGAUACUUUAUAUGAGAAUUUGGUGACUGAAAAAUUAUCACAGAGAAGCCAAAAAGUAACAGUGGGAGGAAGAGAAAGGUGCUCUUCCUCAGCUAAUGCUGAUGUCUCCAUUACCUGGCUGGAAGGUAGUAGAGACAGACUUGCUGAUUCUUCUGAAGUUGUUAUGAAAUCUGUCUAAAUAAAACCAACUCUGUUAUUUUGCCUUGCUAAGUGAAUGUGGUAGUUCUUAAAUUUUUUGCUUCUGAGUUGUCUUGCAGCUUUUUUUCCUCAUUUCUAUCAGGUAUGGAGUUUGUUACGAAGUACAGAUCUGUAUAUUGCAGAGGAUUGAAACUUAUUUAUUAUAAAUUAUCAGUGCAUUUUCUUUACCUGCUUGUUCAUAAUUAAAAAACAGACAGGAGAAUUUAAGGAUUCUUUUUAGAGUCUGUCUUUUAGGGUCUGUCUUUUUCUUCAUGGCUUUGGGACCUCCCUGUGGGAUUAUCUCAAUCUGUACAGUGAGUUUUAACUAAUACUUGGAAUGAGGAAUUUUGUAUGGCCCUGCACUCAAAGUGUUUUGGAGAUUGAAGAACUUUUCAUACAAAAGGAGCUUGAAGUCACGUUGUCUUACUUAGUCUUAUGAUCCCAGCUGUACAGUGGUACUAUUUCUGCUGCUAGUGUUGUCAUAAAUAGGGUGAUGUGAGAUCUCACUGUUCAAAUAAUGGGCUGUCUAGUCUCAUAAAACCUUUUUCACAUAAAUGCUGUGUAUGCAUUUAAAGAGAAGUUACAUUUUUAAACUAAUUAGUUUGAUUUCAUAUUGGAAAGGCUUACAAAUCUCUCACAUCUUAACAAGUGGAAACACAAUUUCAUAUGAAUCAGGAAGACAUUUAAGAUGGCUUGAUCAUAGUUCGUUUGCAAAUUAAGGAUACAUUCUUCUAAACUUGAUCUGUAAGCAGUUCAGUGAUGGCUGGGUUUUGUGUGUGGUUUUUUUUUUUUUUUUUUAACUAUAUGUGGCAGGAAACAGCAAGGAGGGACAGGAAGUAUAGACCUAUGAAGCUGUCUCCUGGUUUCUUACUUAUCUGUGUGAUUGUUAUGUGAAAGUUAAUUGCUUUAUUUAUAAAGAAGAACACUCUGUCAAACUCAGGGACAAAGCUGGGAUUGAGCUUGACCAAAUUUCCCUUUUUUUUUGCAGUUCUGUCAGUCUGUCAAAGGCACAAUGGGAUGCUUGUCUAUAAAUUUCAUGAAGUUGUUUUGCAGUGUUUUUCUGAAAUCCUUUAGUUUAAGCCGAAGGAGAAAUAAACUGGAGAAAAAGUUACGAUUUCAUACAUCAUAUGAUAUGUUGGGUUUGUUGUUUGGUUUUUGUUUUGGUUGGUUUGUUUGUUUUUUUAAUAGUUGGAUGAAUGACAUUCAAACAUCUGUAAGAUACAAUGGUUAUAAAAUGGGAUAAUACCAAAUAAAAUUUAUUUCCCUUGUAUCUUGUCUUCCAA
Messenger RNA from Tyto alba (common barn owl), 4632 nucleotides. RefSeq names its product RFT1 homolog (gene RFT1). The record is from RefSeq and is a predicted model, not a curated record. Gene Ontology annotation, biological process: dolichol-linked oligosaccharide biosynthetic process; glycolipid translocation. Gene Ontology annotation, cellular component: endoplasmic reticulum membrane. NCBI's taxonomy places the organism in Eukaryota, Metazoa, Chordata, Aves, Strigiformes, Tytonidae. The transcript is spliced from 13 exons. Bases 45 to 1664 code for a protein of 539 amino acids.